ACGUGUAAUGUUCUAAAUAACCUCUGGUUCUCAAAACCUAAGAGGGUUUCUCUGAACUUUGUUAAUAGUACAAGGGUAAAUAACGAAAAUCACCAGAUUUCAAAUCUUGGCAAGCAAGAAUUCCAACGGCUACUUCGCCACUACCUUUCCAUGUUCCGACCGAAUCUCCAAAAAGGCAAAAACACCUUUUGACAGCCUAGCUCCCACAGCCCCCUCAUCUUUUAGUUUAUUACUUUUAUGGCCAUACUUCAAUACACCCUUUUCACUUCAGUAUAAAACUUCCACUCCAUUCAACAACACAAGCCACUAUCACCAUAUUCAUUCUCGAACCCAUUAUUUUUUUAUGAUAAAAUGGGUAAGAAAAGAUCACUCAUGCUCCAAAAAGCUUCAAAUCUCAUCAAAAUCUCCAUUUUCAUAGCUAAAAUGAGGUUGAUUCAUCUUAAAAAAUCAACCAAGUUCACUUACUUGAAGCAUUUAAACCGAUACAACAGUUAUGGGUUCCUUCAAGAACGUCAAUUCUCUCCUUCGAGCACUCCGCUCAUCAGUUUUCAUCGCAGGAAAGCGAACGGAAGCUCGUUUUAUUCCAUUUGCUUUCUUUCUUGUUUCAAUGGGCCGCGUCAUGGGGUGGCGUUGGACGAGAAUUAUUCGAUCGAAACCGCUAUUGUUGAAGUGGAAAGAGAUGGUUUAGAGUUAUCAUAUGGUGUUGAUGAAGAGGAAGAAGAUUCAGUGGAUGAAAGGGCUGAGAAAUUUAUUGAAAGGUUUUAUGAAGAGAUGAAAAGACAAAGGAGGGAAUCAUUAUCUUCGGCACCUAAUUUGCCUUUCAACAAGAUGCUAAAAUAUUGAUGAGUUUGGAUGAAAUAUUAUUAUUAUUCUUUGUAUUUUUCUUUAUACUUUCAAGGUGAAUUUUGGAGAUUGAGAAAGAAUGUCGGGGGUCGGGGUUUUUGAUUGA
This is a messenger RNA of Helianthus annuus (common sunflower), 949 nucleotides long. RefSeq lists its product as uncharacterized. The record is from RefSeq and is a predicted model, not a curated record. Bases 352 to 843 code for a protein of 163 amino acids. NCBI's taxonomy places the organism in Eukaryota, Viridiplantae, Streptophyta, Magnoliopsida, Asterales, Asteraceae. The transcript has a single exon.